Exophiala spinifera is the source of this 1377-nucleotide messenger RNA. RefSeq lists its product as uncharacterized. The record is from RefSeq and is a predicted model, not a curated record. NCBI's taxonomy places the organism in Eukaryota, Fungi, Ascomycota, Eurotiomycetes, Chaetothyriales, Herpotrichiellaceae. Gene Ontology annotation, molecular function: coenzyme A diphosphatase activity. The coding region runs from base 1 to 1377 and encodes 458 amino acids. The transcript has a single exon.
AUGCCGGACGACUCCAAAGCCAUCAUCAAAGCUCUAGAGAGCGUUUUGGUUCAGCUCCACGAAAACCCGUACCCUCAUGUCCCCAAUCCAGAAGGAUCUCAGAAACGAGCCAGCGUCGCAGCCAUAAUCCGCGUGCGCCCGGCCUUCGCCCCUGUCCCUCCGUCCAACGGCUCGAUCAUCGCAGUCGACCAGCCCGACUCCUCGCCGCCGUCGUCGAUAGAAGAGUUCUUCUCGCAAGACUGGGUGCAAGAUGGCGAUCCUGAACUUUUGUUCAUCAAACGCGCCGGUCGUGCAGGCGACAAGUGGUCGGGACACACGGCGCUCCCCGGCGGCAAGCGAGACCCUGAGGACGCAGACGACCUUGCGGCGGCGAUACGAGAGACGAGAGAAGAGAUCGGACUGGACCUGGAGACGGCGCAUUGUCUGCAUGCAGGGAACCUUCCGGAGCGACUGGUAUCGUCGUCCUGGGGCAAGGAAGUCCUGAUGGUCCUGUGCCCCUACAUAUUCUUGUUGACGGGCAAGACGGUACCUGCGAUCCAACCCCAGCCGACUGAGGUGGCGUCGGUACACUGGGUUCCUCUACGCGCCUUGUUAUCCCCGACCCUGCGAACACGAGAAUCCGUCGACAUAUCGAGCCGGAUGGCGAAGCACGUCGGGCCGCUCGGCCAUAAACUCAUCCGCUGGACCAUGGGGAAGAUGUUGUUCAGUGCCGUCAGACUGCUCCCAACGGAGUCCGUCUACGCCAGCUCGAUACCGGGCUUCAUUCCCACGGAGGGCGGCGACCACAUAUCCACUGUUUCGGGCUGGGCACAGGCACCGUUCGGCGUGCCGUCGUCCUCGCAGUCAUUGAGCUACCAACAACCCAUUCUCCUAUGGGGACUGACCCUCGGUGUCCUUGCCGACUUUCUCGACAUGCUCCCUCCGUAUAAUGCAGUCAAACUGUGGAAAUACCCUACUUUCACUGUGCCCGAUCUUCGUCUCAUUGUCUGGAUCCUGACACGUUCUUUCCGGAAGCACUCGGCAGAGAUGUUUUCCUCGGGUUCGUGGCCCGGCCAAAGACGUCGACCGAGUCAGACGGCCAUCGACGCAACCACAGAGGCACUUGCAGUUCCCACCUCCGGGCCUGUGAAUGUCACCGAGGCACCACAGCUGGGGCUGAGGAAACCCCGACCUUCCUUCGACAAGAACCGCGUGGGCAUCGGCGGAUUGGGCGUAGGUAAGGAUCCUCAGCACGCUGUAGGCAAGCUGUUACACGGUUAUUACGAGCGUGUAAAUGUUGCCAUUGCCAUCUUCCUGGCCUAUCGCACCCUGACCACGGCGGGACUGGUGUAUUGUGCCUACAGAUUUUGGAAGAGACGAAGAGCUGCGAAUCUUUGA